Messenger RNA from Lingula anatina, 709 nucleotides. Its product is annotated as tyrosine-protein kinase receptor Tie-1-like. Lineage: Eukaryota; Metazoa; Brachiopoda; Lingulata; Lingulida; Lingulidae. The record is from RefSeq and is a predicted model, not a curated record.
GUUGAUGUUGGAUAAGAUCAAGUUUGUUGGAGAUGUUCCCCGUCAUGAAAAUGUUCUGGCCAUGCUUGGAAAGGUGAACGAUGACAUCCAGACAGGCCCAUACAUGGUCUUGGAGUACUGCAAAAAUGGCACCCUUCGUGACUGGUUGCUGGCACAGAAGGCAAAGGGAGGUGAACUGAGCGCUGACACAGCUGAUCGUAUGACAGAGUAUGCUGUACAAAUAGCAGCAGGGAUGGAACAUCUGAGUGAAAAGAAGAUUGUCCACAGGAGGCUGAUGUCUAAGAAUGUCCUCCUUAAUGGUAAAAUGGUUGCCAAGGUGAUGGGAUUUGGUCCUGAGGGAAAAGAUGCAGCCAAAAACAAGAGUCGUUUACCCACAAAAUGGAUGGCCUUGGAAAUUCUGCAGGAUCCUCAACUGCAUUAUACCACUGCAUCUGAUGUCUGGGCCUUUGGUAUCACUUUAUGGGAGAUAUACAGCCUGGGUGAUCUUCCUUAUCCUACUGGACACAAGGACAAACUGAUAACUCUGCUGGAGAAUGGAACCCGCCCAGACAAGCCUGUAGAGUGCCCAGAUGAUAUCUACAACCAAGUGAUGCAGAAAUGCAUGUACCAUGAUCCAAGCAAGCGUCCCUCAUUCCAACAGAUUAAGAACCAGUUGAACGAUUUCUUCCACCCUCCCCCAGAUGAUAGUGGCAUGUACUAUGGUUUAUAA